AUGGGCAAACCUAAAUCUGCUCCCUUCGGUGGGCAACAAAAGUCAGUAAACUCUUUCAUCGCACAUUUCGAUAAAUUUUUCAUAAUCAAACGUAAAUCUACAAAUGAUGAAACAUUUCACAAUGUGUCACCAUUCCUUGUUGAAAAGGCCAUUUCAGGAGCUCUUGGUUCAGUCACUUCAACACGUAAACUUCGUUCUGGAGACUUGCUUGUGGAGGUCAAUUCCCGCAAGCAGGCUCAGCAGAUACUCAAAUUGACAUCUCUUUCAACAAUUGCUGUCAGUGUUAGUCCUCACACAACACUAAAUACCUCAAAGGGUGUUAUAACAUGCGGCGAAUUAUUUAACGAUACAUUAGAAAAAAUCACUCAUGAAUUGAAGCCCGAAGGAGUGACACAUGUGCGCCGUAUAUCUAUUCGGCGAGAUGGGCAACUUCUUCCGACUAAACAUUUUAUCCUCACUUUUAACAGACCUAAAUUGCCAGAACGCGUCAAAGUCGGCUAUAUGAAAUUGGCCGUAAGACCAUACAUUCCAAAUCCUCUCCGCUGUUUCCAGUGUCAACGAUUUGGACACUCGAAAUCUAACUGCCGCGGGACACUCACUUGCGCCCGCUGUGCAGAGAAAGGUCACGAUAGCCAGCAAUGCUCCGCUGAAGAAAAAUGCGUGAACUGCAAGGGCAAUCAUUCAUCCUUUUCUCGAUCUUGCGAACGAUGGAUAUUGGAGAAACAAAUCGUCUCUGUGAAAUUUAAAGAGGAUAUACCAUACCCUGAGGCUAGACGUAAAGUCAUUGCUCAGACACCCACACCUGGAUUAACCUAUGCUUCAGCUGCAAAAAAACAAUUUUGCAUAAAUUGUUCCUGUACCAAUUGUGCAAAGAAUUCUGGUCAGACCAAACUCCCCGAAAACCCAUCCGACUCUGAUACUGAGAAUUCAAUAACAAAUGUCGAAGAAUCUGGAAAAAAAGAUACAUCCAGACCUAAAUCAAAAGCUAACAAUUCUCUGAAACUGAGGCUUUCCAAACGUGGCCUUUCUGAAAAAGAUAUACCACCAGUUUUAAAAAAAUCAUCUUUGAAUAGCUCUGUCGCUCUGGGACUUGCGAGUCAGGGCAUUGUCCAUAAGGAUUUGUCAUCCAUUUUUGGUGGCAGGCCCAAAAGUCCCGACCUCAUUGCAUUGCAUCCAUCAGAAGAAGAGGAUGAAGAUGUGAAAAUGAGUUGUGAUUUAUCAUCAACUCAACCUAACGUUCCUACAACUUCUCAAGCGGCAAACUUUUCUUAA
This is a messenger RNA of Argiope bruennichi, 1272 nucleotides long. RefSeq lists its product as uncharacterized. Bases 1 to 1272 code for a protein of 423 amino acids. Gene Ontology annotation, molecular function: zinc ion binding; nucleic acid binding. The transcript has a single exon. Lineage: Eukaryota; Metazoa; Arthropoda; Arachnida; Araneae; Araneidae. The record is from RefSeq and is a predicted model, not a curated record.